Molecule: messenger RNA, 300 nt
Organism: Ostreococcus tauri
Lineage: Eukaryota; Viridiplantae; Chlorophyta; Mamiellophyceae; Mamiellales; Bathycoccaceae
Product: unnamed product
Exons: 1
Coding region: 1-300 (99 amino acids)
Source: RefSeq, a predicted model, not a curated record
AUGUGCCCGUUCGUCGCACGCGUCGUCGACGCGGCGUUGGACGAAUCAGCCGCGUCGGCGCUCCCGGCGGAGACGCUCGACGACGGCGCGCCGGUGCGGAGGAUCAAGUUCGGCGAGCGCGUGCAGGUGGACGAUGUGAUUGGACCCGUGGUAAUCAACGCCGAUUGCACGACGAGUUACAUUGAGAAUUGGAAGGAGAUGACGACGCGCGAGCGGGAGACGACGCGAAGACGGUUGGGCGAACGGAAUCGGGAGAGACACGCGGAGUGCGCGCGAAAGCACGAGAACGGAGAGUUGUGA